GUAUAUAGGGGGGGGGGCUGUGGUGUUUAAGCUCUAAUAUGUUUUCGCUGUGGGUUCCCUUCCCAGUUGGCAAUGCAUCCAGUCGACUCCGAAGUGUUUAUAAAGGAUUGCCUUCCCGAGCGCCCUUUUCGACCUCUCCCAGCCUUCAUCUCACCGAUCCGAAGAGCCGUCAAACAAGAUUCUAGGGUCUUCUUUCUACAAUAUUGCAUAUUGCGCAAGACGUUCUGAGCUCCUCUAUCUCCAACAUUUUGCCAGAAAUCUCGUUCGUGUCGCAACCCUCUCUCGACAUGGCCGUCCUCGAGCCCUACAAGGGCGGGUAUUAUCUCUGGAAGUACCUGCCCUCACCUGAGGCAGCUGGUGCGGUUACCGCCCUCUUUGCGGUUUUAACGGCGGCAUACUGCUGGCGCAUCUGGAGGACGCGCAGCUGGUUCUGCAUCCCAUUCCCCGUUGGCGGCCUCAUGAGCGUCAUCGGCUACGCGACCCGAGCAACAGCGCGCGAGAAUACGGCCAAGCUGAUGCCGUACGCAAUCCAGAACACCAUGAUUCUCCUAGCGCCCGUGUUGUUCGCCGCCGCCAUCUAUAUGACGCUCGGUCGCGCGAUCCGCAGCUCUGGCGGAGAAAGGCACUCGCUGAUCAGGCCCGCGUGGCUGACAAAGCUCUUCGUAUCGGGCGACGUGUUGUCGCUGGUGGUCCAGGGCGGCGCGGCGGGACUGAUGGUGGCGGGCGGCUCACAGGCAAAAACCGGCCAGAAUAUCAUCAUCGGCGGCCUGGUGCUGCAGGUGCUCAUCUUUGGGCUGUUUUGCGCGGCGGCGUUUGUCUUCCACGUCAGGAUGCGCCGCGACCCUAUCGUCAUGGCCACCGAGCGCGUCCCCGACAUCGCCGCCCGCAGGGGGGUUGUGCCCUGGAGGCAGACACUGAGGGUUCUCUACGUCGUCAGCGGCCUGGUCAUGGUCCGCUCGGUCUUCCGCGUCGUUGAGUUUUCCAUGGGCCAGGACGGAUACCUGCUCAGCACCGAGUGGCCGCUGUACGUCUUUGACUCGCUGCCCAUGCUGACCGUUAUGGCCGUGUUUUGGUGGUGGUUCCCGUCAGCAAUAGCGAAGCCGGCGAGUUGGGGCGAGGUGACGUCUCUGAGCGAUCUUAAUACGAUAUCGAGAGGAGGAGCUGAGGUGGCUGAGAGGGAGAGGAUGCACAAGGAGGCUGUGUAGGGGUUGAUUUCGAAAUUUCCGUCCUGUUACUCUGAACGAAGCUUGAACUUGGAGAGGAUGAUGGAGAUGGCGCGGAUGUUAGACUUUUCUAUUUCCUUUGUUUCAUCUAUUUCCUUUGUUUCAUCUAUUUCCUUUGUUUCAUCUAUUUCCUUUGUUUCAUCUCGUGUGCUCAAGGGGGGGCCUCCACAGUCAGAUCUACCACCAAAGUGAAAUGGCUUAUAGCCGUCACUGCUUUUUUUUCUAUGCAAUUAUAUUAGUCUAGCCUAUAGCCUAGUACGUAGUAGAUGAGGCGGGUUGCAUUAUGGUUCCUUG
This is a messenger RNA of Lasiosphaeria miniovina, 1517 nucleotides long. RefSeq names its product RTA1 like protein-domain-containing protein. The record is from RefSeq and is a predicted model, not a curated record. Gene Ontology annotation, cellular component: membrane. The transcript is spliced from 2 exons. The coding region runs from base 288 to 1205 and encodes 305 amino acids. Lineage: Eukaryota; Fungi; Ascomycota; Sordariomycetes; Sordariales; Lasiosphaeriaceae.